AUGGCAGCUUUUCCAACUGUACAGAAACAACUGCGCUGGUUGCUGGAUGCUUUUGGCCAAACACCGUGGCGGAGAGAUUUAUUACUGGAAUACAUAGACAAUUUUUCUCAAACUGCACUUUGGACACAGUCACAUGGGAAGAUCCCCCAGAUGAAAUUCUCACAACUCUUAUUCUAA
Messenger RNA from Staurois parvus, 177 nucleotides. Lineage: Eukaryota; Metazoa; Chordata; Amphibia; Anura; Ranidae. The record is from the annotation of a GenBank genome assembly.